AUUACACUUGAGGGCAAAGGGGUUAGGAAGCCGGCAUGGCGUUCAGGUCAAUAAAAUCGAUAGCUGGAAACCGCCUGUGUUCCAGGCAAAGGCGGUGCAGUAGUAGCGCCGCCAUUUUCCCCGAAGGCAUCUUCCGGUGCCUUUCACCCACGUUCGGGCAGGAGUUUCCUGGAUAACAGCAAAAGGUUUCCGUUAGCCCUGCAGGCGACCGAUUCCAUCACCUCCAGGCCUUCCGGCCAAGCUCGUCUCUGGCCCGGCGGAGACUUAAAUUCCGGAAUUCACCAGGGCCCAGGGGCCGAGACCCGGACGAGGGAGGCCGUGGCACCGGCUUCGCGGGUCCAAUGGCGCCGCCUUCAGCCCCUCUCUCCGCGCGGGGACCUGGAGAAGCCAGGACUGGCGGGCGGAGGGGAAGGAGGCCGAGGGCCGUGCGGUUCGCGGACGUGGCCGUGUACUUCUCUCCCGAGGAGUGGGGGUGUCUGCGGCCCACGCAGAGGGCCCUGUACCGGGACGUGAUGCGGGAGAUCUACGGCCACCUGGGCGCGCUAGGGUGUGCAGGUCCCAAACCAGCCCUCAUCUCCUGGUUGGAACGAAACGCUGAUGACUGGGAACCGGCAGCCCUGGAUCCGCAGAAGUGCCCGAGAGGGAUAACAGUCCAGAGAAAAACCAGGACCAGAAAGAAGAAUGAGGAGAAGGAAGUAUUCCCACCUAAGGAGGCCCCUCGAAAGGGGAAGCGAGGGCGCCGGCCCAGCAAGCCCCGACUAAUCCCCAGGCAGACAUCUGGGGGUCCCAUCUGCCCUGACUGUGGCUGCACCUUCCCAGAUCACCCAGCCCUGGAGAGCCACAAGUGUGCCCAGAAUCUGAAAAAGCCUUAUCCUUGCCCUGACUGUGGGCGCCGCUUUUCCUACCCAUCAUUGCUGGUCAGUCACCGGCGAGCACACUCUGGUGAGUGUCCCUAUGUUUGUGACCAGUGUGGCAAACGUUUCUCCCAGCGCAAGAACCUCUCCCAACACCAGGUGAUCCACACGGGGGAGAAACCCUACCACUGCCCUGACUGUGGCCGCUGCUUCCGGAGGAGCCGCUCCCUGGCCAAUCACCGAACCACGCACACAGGUGAGAAACCCCACCAAUGUUCGAACUGUGGCCGUCGCUUCGCCUACCCCUCUCUGCUAGCCAUCCACCAGCGUACACACACAGGAGAGAAGCCCUACACCUGCCUGGAAUGUAAUCGCCGCUUCCGCCAGCGCACUGCCCUGGUCAUCCACCAGCGCAUCCACACUGGAGAGAAGCCCUACCCCUGUCCUGACUGUGAGCGCCGUUUCUCCUCAUCUUCCCGCCUGGUCAGUCACCGGCGGGUGCACUCUGGGGAGCGCCCCUAUGCCUGCGAGCACUGUGAGGCCCGCUUCUCCCAGCGCAGUACGUUGCUCCAGCACCAGCUCUUGCACACGGGAGAGAAGCCCUACCCCUGCCCAGACUGCGGACGUGCCUUCCGGCGGAGCGGCUCUCUGGCCAUCCACCGCAGCACACACACAGAGGAGAAGCUGUACGCUUGUGAUGACUGUGGCCGCCGCUUCGCUUACCCCUCGCUACUGGCCAGUCACCAGCGGGUGCACUCAGGCGAACGGCCCUAUGCCUGUGACCUCUGCUCUAAGCGCUUUGCCCAGUGGAGCCACUUGGCGCAGCACCAGCUACUGCACACGGGGGAGAAGCCUUUUCCUUGCCUUGAGUGUGGCCGUUGCUUCCGUCAGAGAUGGUCUCUGGCUGUCCACAAGUGUAACCCCAAGGCCCCAAACUGUAGUCCUCGAUCUACUAUAGAGGGGCCUAGCCAGAAGGGCAACACCCUUUAGAGUGGGCAGGCUGGUCUAAAGGAUUCCAAAUCCUCCAUUUCAUGGAAGACCUCAAAAAAAAGGUUAAGAGGAGCCCUGGUCAUACAGCACAGAGUCAAUGAAAACCCGGGUGUCCUGCUACAUACACAAGGAUUCUAAGUAUAUUCCACCUGCUGGCUGCCUUACUGUGUCUGGAACAGUGACAUCAUUCAUUUCAAGUUUUGCAAACUACCCUGUGCUAAAAUACUUUCUGUGUAUGGGCAUCAGGGCUGGAAGUGCUCUCCACCUAUUAUAGAGGCUGACUACUUUUCUAGAUUGU
Messenger RNA from Chrysochloris asiatica (Cape golden mole), 2142 nucleotides. RefSeq names its product zinc finger protein 689 (gene ZNF689). Gene Ontology annotation, biological process: regulation of DNA-templated transcription. The record is from RefSeq and is a predicted model, not a curated record. The transcript is spliced from 3 exons. Bases 342 to 1844 code for a protein of 500 amino acids. NCBI's taxonomy places the organism in Eukaryota, Metazoa, Chordata, Mammalia, Afrosoricida, Chrysochloridae.